Molecule: messenger RNA, 4594 nt
Organism: Pseudomyrmex gracilis
Lineage: Eukaryota; Metazoa; Arthropoda; Insecta; Hymenoptera; Formicidae
Product: atrial natriuretic peptide receptor 1
Exons: 20
Coding region: 390-3716 (1108 amino acids)
Biological process (GO): protein phosphorylation; receptor guanylyl cyclase signaling pathway; intracellular signal transduction
Cellular component (GO): membrane
Molecular function (GO): guanylate cyclase activity; protein kinase activity; peptide receptor activity
Source: RefSeq, a predicted model, not a curated record
CCGACGCCAUGUUUUUCCACACCGACAAUCUGUCAAAGUCAGCUGAUCGAUGAAAAAACUCUCUCGCGACGAUAUAUUUAGGAAACAACAACAAGACGCGAAAUGACGAGAUUUGAUUGCCGGCGUUACACCAGGACGUGCUCUCGGGGGGGGCACGUGUGCGGAAUCGAACGACGUUGGACGUCGUCGCGCAAAUAAAUAGCGAGAGAUGAGCGAACGACUUCCAAUUGGUCACGCCCGCGUAACCUUUUACGCUGAUUGGCCCGUCACACGGAGGCUCGACGUAUUUGUCACGUUCGACGGAAAUUGGCUCCCCUUGUGUUACUCGCGCGCAUCGGUCAUAAGAUCGCUUCGUCUUCGACGAACAAGAUCUUGUGAAAUCGGAACCAAUGGAUCACGAAAAUUCUCUGCGGGUGUACAACGUGGGCGUUCUUAUGGCGUCCCAUCUCGACAGUCCUUUUGAUCUUGAGCGAUGCGGUCCAGCGGUCGAUCUCGCUCUGGCCGAAGUAAACGAUUUCCUGAGCGUUCACAACGUGCAGCUGCGCAAAGUUCAAGGAAGCUACCCGUCGUGCAGCGGAGCGAAAGCUCCCGGUUUGGCGGCGGACAUGCACUUCCAGGACAAGGUGAUCGCCUUCAUCGGGCCGGCUUGCGCGUUCGCUCUGGAACCGGUGGCACAACUCGCGGCCUACUGGAACAGUCCAAUUAUCACCGGCAUGGGCGAUCAACCUCCCUCGGAAGGCGAACUGUCAGUCACGUCCGGUAUUCUCGGAAGGAUCCAUAAGUGGAAGAACGAAACAUCGGGAAUCUUCAAAGACAAGAGCAAGUAUCCCACUUUAACAAGAAUGUCGUACUGCCAGUGUCGAUUGCGUCUCGUUUUCGCCAGCGUCUUCAAGGAAUUCGGAUGGUCUCACGUCGCGCUCAUACUGGACAGAUCGGAUCUGUUCUCGUUGACGGUGGGAAAGAAUCUCGAGUACGGUCUGCGUAAGGACGGCCUUCUGAAGUUCGUCCGGGAGUUGGACGGUAACUCCGAGAACGAGUCGUACGAUCUUUAUCUGCGCGACGCGAGUAUGUACGCCAGAAUCGUGAUACUCAGCGUUCGCGGAACUCUAGUCCGAAAGUUCAUGUUGGCCGCUCACGAGUUGGGGAUGACGAAGGGAAACUGGGCUUUCCUCGACGUCGAGAUAUUUCACGGCUCUUAUUGGGGUGAUCACGACUGGGAGGUCGGGGACGAGGACGACGCAGCCGCCAGAAAGGCCUACGAAUCGUUAUUGCGAGUGUCUCUUCUUCAACCGACCAGUCCGCGAUUUCAGGACUUCGCCGACAACGUCAGACACCGGGCGCAGUCCGAUUACAAUUACACGUUCUCCGAGGGCGAAGAGGUAAAUUUCUUCGUCGGGGCAUUUUAUGACGGUGUUUACUUGUUAGGGAUCGCACUGAACGAGACACUGGCCGAGGGCGGUGAUAUCAGAGACGGUUUGUCCAUUACCAGGAGAAUGUGGGACCGGGACUUCAUCGGCAUUACCGGCCACGUCAGGAUAGACGACAAUGGGGAUCGCGACGCGGAUUACAGCAUUCUCGAUUUAGAUCCCAUUACCGGAAGGUUCGAAGUGGUCGCUCAUUAUUUGGGAUUGAAUCGGGAGUACAACCCGAUGCCCGGUAAGAAGAUUCACUGGCCGGGUGGAAGGGAGGGACCACCGCCGGAUAUUCCGGAGUGCGGAUUUUUGGGAAACGAUCCUGCUUGCACGUCGAAAUCAGAAGCUUACACGUUUAUAGCCUACGCGUGCGUGACCCUCGCUAUAUUUCUGCUCGCUGCGAUCACGGCCGCUUGCAUUUUAUACAGACACUUGCGAUUGUCCGCCGAUCUGAACAACAUGUCUUGGCGCGUCAGACCCGAGGAACUGCUCUUGGAAGUGGGGAAGCAGUUCUCGUCGAAGAUCAAUCUGCACCAACCGAUGUCCGACGCGAACAACUUCGGAUUGGAGCAAAAGAUACGUCGCGGAUCGCAGAUCAGUUGCGAGUCGCUGCCGCCCACGACCGUGUUCACCACUAUUGGGAUAUACAAGGGUGAACGAGUCGCUAUUAAGAAGAUUACGAAGAAAAAAGUUGUCGACGUGACGAAGAAAUUGCUCUGGGAAAUCAAGCAAGUGAGGGACGUCACGUCCGAGAACACCGUGAGGUUUAUCGGCGCUUGUAUCUGCUCGCCGUCGCCGACCGUUUUAAUACUCACGGAAUAUUGUCCUCGGGGAUCGUUGAAGGACGUUUUGGAGAACGAGGCCAUCAAACUGGACUGGAAUUUUCGUAUGUCUCUCAUCCACGAUAUUGUCAAGGGAAUGUCUUACCUUCAUGCCAGCGAGGUUUCCGCGCACGGUAAGUUACGAUCGUGCAAUUGCCUGAUCGACAGUCGCUUCGUGCUGAAAAUUUCGGACUUCGGACUAAAAACUCUCACCACUCCUUCCGAUUUAAUUAAAGACGAAAGCUAUUACACCAAACUACUUUGGAUCGCUCCCGAGCUUCUGCCGCUGACGAUAACACCCGGGAGCGCCGCGACGCAAAAGGGCGACGUGUACAGCUUCGCGAUCAUUUUGGAAGAAAUAGUGGUUUGCGGCGGUCCGUACGAAAUAGCCAGAAAACUCAUGUUUAUGACCGCGCAGGAGAUCGUGAGUCGAGUAUCGGCGUCGGAGAAUCCGCCGUUCAGGCCGGAAGUCAACGCGAAGGACUGUCCGCAGGACAUACUGUCGUUGAUGGAGAGAUGCUGGCACGAAGUUCCCGAGGAACGUCCUAGCUUUCACGCGAUUCGCGGCACGAUCCGUGGAAUUAUGAAAGGGUACUGCGAGAACCUGAUGGACGAUCUGCUGCGACGAAUGGAACAGUACGCCAAUAAUCUGGAGGCUCUCGUCGAGGAGAAGACCGAACAGCUGAGUCUGGAGAAGCGUCGCAGCGAGGAAUUGCUCUAUCAAGUGCUCCCGAGGCAAGUCGCUGGUCAGCUGAUGGCCGGGGAGAUGGUGCAACCGGAACAGUUCGAGUGCGUCACCAUCUACUUCAGCGACAUCGUCGGCUUCACCGCGCUCUGCGCCGAGAGCACGCCCAUGGAGGUCGUGGACUUCCUGAACGAUCUGUACAGCACCUUCGACAAUAUCAUCGGAUUCUACGAUGUUUACAAGGUGGAAACUAUAGGAGACGCGUACAUGGUCGCGUCCGGUCUUCCGCAGAGGAACGGCGACGAACACGCGAGAGAGAUCGGACUUAUGGCUCUGGCCAUACUGGACGCCGUCAAGUCAUUCACGAUAAUGCACAAGCAAAACACUCAGUUGAGCGUGAGAAUCGGCGUGCACAGCGGCCCGGUUUGCGCGGGGGUGGUCGGUCAGAGGAUGCCGCACUACUGUCUCUUCGGCGACACGGUGAACACGGCGUCUCGAAUGGAAUCUUCCGGUCUUCCUCUGAGGAUACACGUUUCCGAAGCGACGAAAAAUAUCUUGGACAAAUUCGGAACGUUCAAGCUCGAACUACGGGGGGAAGUCGAGUUGAAGGGCAAGGGCAGAGCGACGUCUUACUGGUUGACGGGUUGCUCGGAGCCCGAUUCCAGACUGGUCGUGCCCAAGUAUCGCAGGCUCAGCAGCAGUCAACCUGAAAACAAUCUGAAUCCGCUGAUCUUUCCGCCGAACAACGCGAGCGGUCCGAAAGCAAGCAGCACGUUCAUUAACUUGACAGAAUUUUAAUCAUUUCGCGCGCGCGGCGAAAUCUCUUUUUAACAUCCAGAAAUCAUCUCAAGCGAUUCAAGAAUUUGUCUUGAAAUCUCUCUUGACUCUUUCUUUGUUUCAAUGUGUAAAACAAUUCGGUGAAUUGGGUGUGUGAUGUUGAACUAGAGUAGUUCAGAGACUUUACAACUUUUAUUUUUUUUCUUCCACUCGAAAUUUUACAUUGGUAGGAUAUAAUUUAUUUAUAAAUGAGUGUGAUAUAUAUAUAUAUAUAUACAUAUAUAUAUAUACAUAUUUAUAUAUAUAUAUAUAUAUAACUUUUCGCGUUUAUCACAUUUCCAUCGCGAUUUCUGUAGAUACACACAAAAAGAAAAUAUAUAUCUAUUCAAUUAAUAUGCGGAUUUGUUUUAAGCGGUACACUGUUUGUCGUCCUCAACUCCGUCCCGAAAUACAUGUAAUGUUUGCACGAUCGAUGCAGAUGUAAUUCGUUCGUUUAAAAAUGAUCUAUAUGUAAACUACUAUAGAGUCUUCGAUCACCUUUCUUUUUCUAGCUGUGUUUAUAAUGCGAAAGUUGAUGUCAAAGAUAUACAUUACAAAGCAAUUCAACCUAAUUGCUAAUGUGUUCUCGCCAGUGUUACGUAACAGGGCUCCCAAGAUUCUCUUCUCGUUUCAAAUCCGAUCGCUAUCCGAGCAUCCGGAUGGCGGAAUAAAUUUUACGUGUUACGUUUCCCAAAAUUUUCAAACUACUCGAAGUAAUAAUAUCCGAACGUAAAAAAUCCUGUCAGAUUUCAAUUCGGAAAAGAUUAACUCAAACAAACCGUGAUUCGACUGGAUUCGAGAGAAAACACAGUCGAGAAAAUGUGUAAAAAAAAAAAAAAAAAACGCGUUUUUCGUAAAAA